ACGCAAAAGACACAGAAGGCACGGCGACGAACAUCGGUUCUGCGACGGUGCAGAAGAUGAAGAGGAGAGCUUAGAGGAUGGUUGGGCCCAAGGCGAUGGUAGUGAAGGCAAAGAGGAUGGUGGUCACGAAAGCAAUGAGAGCGAAGAAGAAGAGUGAGGAUGCAAGUGACGAGGACGGCGAAGAACGAGAAGACAGUUACGAAGGCGGGAACGAAGGAGAUGAGGAUGGGGCGAACGACAACGACGGCAGGAAGAGUAUUCUCGGACCACAAGCCAUCACGACCCUGAGAGAGGAAACGCCUUCGCUGCCCGUUUUGGGUGGUCAAUACGCGAUGGAGGAAGAUGUCAGCGACACUAUCGCAAGUACGAGGAUCGAGAAUGUGAUGCGUGAGACAACGCCAAACACAGGUGGUGCAAUGGAAGGCAACACAUCCAAGUACGACGUGAAGGAAACCACCGUAAGAUUCGUUUCGUUGAUGAGGAGAGUUCGCAAUGACAUAGGAGCGGUAGACGACGAGACUAAAAAUGUUCCGCAUGCAGACAAGGAAUCCGUGGACGACCCAAAUGGGAUGGACAUAGAGGAUAAUCUCCUCUUGGACAUCCCGGAUAAUGCCCCCCAAAAGCUUGCACCGAGUGAUAAUAUAUCAUAUAACAUGAAGGAGAUGAAAGAAGGACCUCACUUUCUGGACACAAAGUGCAAAGAAGAUGACGAGUGGGGGCAUCACAUCAUAUGGCAUCCAGGUCUCUUCGAGCCAUGUGUGAUUGAUGGCGGAUGGCACAUGGCUAUCCGAAUGGGUGGGAAAUGGGUGUUCAGGGAAACAGUCCUCGGGAGCAGGUUUUAUGAGAUUGCGAAGGACAACUUCUUUACCCGUGUGAGGCAGGCGAACAAAGAUGCGCCGAACCAGAGAAUAUCAGACAAUUCCUGCAUGAACAUCACCUUCUCGAGUAUUGCGCUGCGUUCUACGACAAAAAAUCGAGUCCGUCGUAUGGAGGUGUCAUAUGGAACACAAAUAGUUUUUGAGUCAACAAUGGGAGAAAAGAGAGUUGUUGCAGAGGGUGUCAGUGUGGCAGAGCAUGAAAAGGCUCCAAGCACGACAAAUGUGGAGAGUGGGGAGGAGAAUGAGAAUGAAGAGGAGGCGGACAAGAGUCACAGUGUGAUCAACUUGGUGGACCAGUCAGGUGAGAACGAAGAAACAUCCGACAAGGAAGACGUGAAAGAGUCGGGAGAGGAGUCCCAAGAAAGAGAGCGUGAUUUGAGCGAAAUGCAUGAUCAGAAUUGAUCGGUGUGAUCAAUGGUAAUUGAUCAUAGAAAGCUCAAAUCAACGGAUACCCAUCAU
Chara braunii is the source of this 1337-nucleotide messenger RNA. The record is from the annotation of a GenBank genome assembly. NCBI's taxonomy places the organism in Eukaryota, Viridiplantae, Streptophyta, Charophyceae, Charales, Characeae.